AUGGAGGCGGCUAUACUCGAGUGGGGAAGCAACGGCGCAGCGUGCGGCGAGCAGCAAGGGAGACGACGAGCACUCGUUAGUGGCAACCUGGUCACAGAAGAAAGAGGAAGGGAUGAUGAUGUCCUUGCGCAGUUCCGCGCGACGGCAGUGGCGCAAAGAGAAGAAGGGGAAGAUGGUUUUUUUUUUGCUGUUAAAGAAGUGUCUUUGCUUGAUCAAGGAACCAAUGCCGAGCAAAGUAUUCUUCAACUUGAACAGGAGAUUGCACUUUUGAGCCAGUUGGAACAUGAAAAUAUAGUUGGGUAUUAUGGCACAACGAAGGAUGACGCAAAAUUAUUUAUCUUCCUGGAACUCAUGACAAAAGGCUCUCUUGCAUCCUUAUAUCAAAAGUAUCCCCUGCAAGAUUCCCAAGUUUCAAUAUACACCAGACAGAUUCUAAAUGGCUUAAAGUAUCUUCAUGAUCGGAAGGUCGUCCACAGGGACAUUAAAUGUGCGAACAUAUUGGUUGACGCAAAUGGCUCUGUGAAACUCGCUGAUUUUGGAGUGGCAAAAGAGAUGUCCGAAUCCAAUCAGCUGAAUUCAUUCAAAGGCAGUAUAUAUUGGAUGGCUCCUGAGGUUAGUUGCAUGUACUUUUUUACUAGUGUAUAGUAUACAGUGAGUUUUCAUGAGAAACAAGUCGAG
Zingiber officinale is the source of this 678-nucleotide messenger RNA. RefSeq names its product mitogen-activated protein kinase kinase kinase 1-like. The coding region runs from base 1 to 645 and encodes 214 amino acids. Lineage: Eukaryota; Viridiplantae; Streptophyta; Magnoliopsida; Zingiberales; Zingiberaceae. Gene Ontology annotation, molecular function: protein kinase activity; ATP binding. Gene Ontology annotation, biological process: protein phosphorylation. The transcript has 6 exons. The record is from RefSeq and is a predicted model, not a curated record.